Messenger RNA from Phycomyces blakesleeanus NRRL 1555(-), 1518 nucleotides. RefSeq names its product casein kinase II subunit alpha CK2B (gene CK2B). Gene Ontology annotation, molecular function: protein serine/threonine kinase activity; ATP binding. The record is from RefSeq and is a predicted model, not a curated record. Gene Ontology annotation, biological process: regulation of transcription by RNA polymerase I; protein phosphorylation; regulation of transcription by RNA polymerase III. Bases 1 to 1017 code for a protein of 338 amino acids. Gene Ontology annotation, cellular component: protein kinase CK2 complex; nucleus; cytosol. NCBI's taxonomy places the organism in Eukaryota, Fungi, Mucoromycota, Mucoromycetes, Mucorales, Phycomycetaceae. The transcript is spliced from 8 exons.
AUGGACAUUAUCAUGCAGGAGCCAAGUCUUGCCCGUGUCUACACCUACGCAAACGUAAAUCAGCCCAAAGAUUACUAUGAAUAUGAUGCACUCCAAGUCAAUUGGGGAUUCCAAGACAACUACGAGAUUAGCCGCAAGGUCGGUCGUGGAAAAUACUCGGAAGUGUUUGAAGGCUUAAAUGUCACCAAUGGCCAACAAUGCGUCAUCAAAGUUCUUAAGCCUGUCAAGAAGAAGAAGAUCAAGCGUGAAAUCAAGAUUCUUCAGAACUUAAACGGAGGACCAAACAUCAUUGGACUUUUGGACAUUGUUAGAGAUCCUCAGUCUAGAACACCAUCCUUGGUUUUCGAGUAUGUGAACAAUACAGAAUUUAAGAUUCUUUACCCUCGCUUCACUGAUUAUGAUGUUCGCUACUACAUGUACGAACUCUUGAAGGCUAUUGACUAUUGUCAUUCCAAGGGCAUCAUGCAUCGUGAUGUCAAACCUCACAAUGUGAUGAUUGAUCAUGAGAAGCGUCAGUUGCGUUUGAUUGAUUGGGGUUUGGCCGAUUUCUAUCUUCCUGGCGCAGAGUACAAUGUUCGUGUCGCAUCCAGGUGUUUCAAGGGACCCGAGCUUCUCGUCGAUUUCCGCUUGUACGAUUAUAGCUUAGAUAUGUGGAGUUAUGGUUGUAUGUUGGCAGGCAUGGUCUUCCGUAAAGAACCUUUCUUUAAUGGCCAUGACAACUAUGAUCAAUUGGUCAAGAUUGCCCGCGUCUUGGGUACUGACAGCCUGUUCACUUACCUUAAAAAAUACAACAUUAAACUUGACCACCAGUUUGAUGAUAUUCUUGGAAAGUACCCAACAAAACCAUGGAGCAAGUUCGUUGGACCUGCCAACAAGCGUUAUAUCUCGGAUGAACUUUUUGAUCUCCUUGAUAAUUUGCUUCGUUACGACCAUCAGGAUCGCCUUACAGCACAAGAAGCUAUGGACCAUCCUUAUUUCCGCCCCAUUCGUGAACAAGAAAGCGACAAGACAAAGUAGUCAUCCUGUAGUGCGUCCCUCUCCCACUUCUUUUUUUUUAAAAGAAAGAAAGAAAGCCAGGCCAAACAAAGCCAAACAAAACAAAACAAAGCAAAACAAUAUCAAUUUUUACAUUCCAUGACCUUUCCUUUUUGUUGGCUAUUUGUACAUGGUCUUGUCUACAAACACUCUUUUUCUUUUCCCAUAAAAAUAGAUGAGAAAAGCACUACAAGUCAAGUCAAUAGAUAUAUACAUACAUACAUAAGCCAAGGUCCAGAACCAGAAGAAUUUGAAUUCAUUAUAAUACUUACUAUUUGAUCAAAUAGCUUUACCUUGUCUUUGCCAAAAAAUAAGAUUUAAAGGAUACUAUAUAUAUAUAUAUAUAUAUUUCACUUCUUUAUAAACAGGACACCCUAUAUAUAUAUAUGUGUGUGUGUGUAUCAGAAAAUAAUGAUAAAUCCCCAGGAUCGAAUUUCUUCUCCAAAAAUAAACUAUGCGAUAUAUGGAUAUUGCUCAAAAUUC